Molecule: messenger RNA, 2003 nt
Organism: Gadus chalcogrammus (walleye pollock)
Lineage: Eukaryota; Metazoa; Chordata; Actinopteri; Gadiformes; Gadidae
Exons: 11
Coding region: 108-2003 (631 amino acids)
Source: RefSeq, a predicted model, not a curated record
UGCUUAAGCUGUCUUUUGCAGUUUGAGCAGGUGGAAGAGAUAGGCCUACAUUCAGUUGCUUGAGCAGAACGUCCCAGUUCCCGAACAUUCAAUUUCCCGACAAUUCCAUGGAGCGCCCAGACAGGAGACUCGUCUAUUGCCUCCGGUGCAAAAGGGGGUACGGUGCACUGUCGGCCCACCUGAGGAGGGUGUGCAUGAAGGACGACACGGCGGAAGAAUGCAAUGCGGAAUUGCAGCGUGCCAAAGAGUCCCAGAGAGAGUGGGCCAGGGUUGGUAGACGCUGGGAAUACCGUGAACUAUCAGCCAUGGUUCCGGAUGAAGCGUCUCGCCGCUCACUGGUCGACCGCCUGGAAAACAAAGGAUUCUUUGUCGUCGGUGAACCGUUGCGCCCCGCGCAUUGUGCAGUGCCCAGCUCUCAGGAGACGGGGCACAGGCCUGAGCACCGGCGUCUGCUGGAGAUGGCGGAGGGUCGGACGGAGGAAGCUUGCCAUGGGCUCCUGACGGGAGAACGGUUGCCGCAUCAGCAGAUGACGAUGUUUCGCUACUUUUGUAUGGCCACCCUGACGGUCACGCACCGUGUACCGGAAGAGACGGUGGUGGACUUCAAGGUGACUGAGUGGAAUGACAGGCAGGUGAGCGCCGGUGUCGGGGCGACCAUCUGCUUCGGAGACGGCGGGGACAGAGCCUUUAUCAGUGUGGACGAGGAGAGGUGGUUAGGUGCCUACUUCACGGUCAUCAGGCCGCUCUACCUUUCGUGGCAAGGGGAAGCGGAGGCCGACGAGGGCUGCUUCUUCCUGGGGACCACAGGACAUCCCGUGGCCAAUCCCAGGUCCGAUUUGUGCCGUCUCUGGAGGCGCUGUCGGAAGAUCUGCGAGGCAGCGGGCCCGAAUCCGCCGCCCCUUACGGCAGAGGCCGCUGGGACGUCUUCCCGGGACGAGAGUUCUGUGUCGGGGAAGGGGUCGCGUGACAGCCGAUGGGACGCUUUCGUCAGUGAAUUCCCCGUGACGAUGGGUGCCCUCGCGCCCUCCAAAGAGGACCUCGUCGGUGCCGGGUUUGACGAUGAAAGGACGGCCUACUUCAAAUGGAGGCGCAUCCAGUUGGAACAGCGUGUGCGACACGUCGCCGAUUCCUCUGGCAGGCAGCGACCGACGGAGGCCAAGGUGGCAGCCGUCGUAGCCAGGGAGAAUUGGAAAACCAAUGUCCCCUCCCUCCCGGAUGUGUUCAAGGCGUGGGUCUCCCCUUUGAAGGCAGCCAUCGAGGACGACGAAGGCGUCCUCAAGUCGGUGGUGGAGCAACGGUGGAAGGGGAUAGAUUUCAAGGACUAUGGAGAACACAAGGGCAGAGGCGUCAUCGCCACCAUGCCGUUCCCCAAGGGGCACGUGAUAUGCGACUAUCACGGGAAGCUCAUCCCUGAAUCCGAGGGGAAGAGGCUGAUGGAUGCAAUUGCAGGAGGGAGUGAUGAGCUACCUCUUUUUCAUCAGGGGCAGGCUAGGCACCAAGCUGUGCGUCGACUCCCAGAACUUCCCUGCGAGUGCCACCCUGGAAAGGACACCUUUGGGAGGCGCAUGAACCACUCGGGCAAGGGCGGCCAACUUCUGUGUCAGGGGAAGGGGUCGCGUGACAGCCGAUGGACGCUUUCGUCAGUGAAUUCCCGUGACGAUGGUGCCCUCGCGCCCUCCAAAGAGGACCUCGUCGGUGCCGGGUUUGGCGAUGAACGGACGGCCCUACUUCAAAAUGGAGGCGCAUCCAGUUGGAACAGCGUGUGCGACAACGUCGCCGAUUCCUCUGGCAGGCAGCGACCGACGGAGGCCAAGGUGGCUGCCGUCGUAGCCAAGGAGAAAUGGAAAACCAAUGUCCCCUCCCGCCCGGAUGCGCUCAAGGCGUGGGUCUCCCCGUUGAAGGCAGCCAUCGAGGACGACGAAGGCGUCCUCAAGUCGGUGGUGGAGCAACGGUGGAAGGGGAUAGAUUUCAAGGACUAUGGAGAACACAAGGGACAGAGGUGA